UUUGUCAGCGGACGUGACGCCGCCGGAAGCCGCUCCGCCGAGCCAGUUCGGAGCUGGCGACAGGGUGGGCGGGGCCGGCAGAGCUGGCCGCGCGCCUUCUGGGACGCGGCCUCGUCGGGCUCGCGGGGGGCGGCGCCGUUGGAGGACCCGCCUCUGGCGCCCGCCGCGGCCGGCUCGGGAACGCUGUCACGGCCCCCGGGGGCCCGGAGCUCCUCCUCGGCGCUCACGGUUCCGCGUGGAACCCCCUCGGUUCCUCCUCGGCAACUUGAGCCCAGCGUUCUCUCGCCGUGGUUCUCCCUCUUUCGAGAGCUUCGGCCCCUACUGUCCCCUUUUUUUUCUGGAUGUGCGUGGUUCCCUGACUUCCCCUCUAAAAUGAGCAAUCAUCUACAGAGGGUCGUCCUGAAACCCACAGAGGAGAAUUCAGGCAGCGCCUCGCACUGUGUUUCAGGCUGCGUGUACCAAGUAGUUCAGACGAUUGGCUUGGAUGGAAAAAAUCUUCUGCAAUUGCUUCCAAUUCCUAAUUCUUCUGGAAAUACUGUACCACUAGUUCAAUCUUCAGUCAUGUCUGAUGCUUUAAAAGGGAACACAGGAAACCCAGUUCAAGUUACUUUUCAGACCCAGAUUUCCAGCUCUUCCAAAAGUACAUCAGUUCCAUUGCCCAUUUUCCAGCCAGCCAGUUCUUCAAACUAUCUUCUUCCAAGAACAGUAGAUACAGCAGAAAAAGGUAGAGUUAGUAAUGUGGGAACUGAAAAUUUUACUACUUCAGCCUCUACUGUUAAGAGUCAUGGUGUAAAAAUGGAUGGACUCAACAUGCAAACCUUUGCUGUUCCUCCUUCCUCAACCCAAAAUGAUUCAUCUUACGUUGUAGUCAAUAGCCAAAGCCUUCCAAUGAAAUCUUCAGUUUUGCCUUCUGGGCAUCAUUUACAGAUUCCAGCCCAUGCUGAAGUGAAAUCUGUACCAGCAUCAUCAUUGCCUCCUUCAGUUCAGCAAAAGAUACUUGGAACUGCGACCGCAAGUACCUCAGGAGCAGUGGAGACCUCCCAAAUACCAAGUGUUAUCUAUGUGUCUCCUGUCAAUACAGUGAAGAAUGUAGUUACCAAAAGUUUCCAGAAUAUUUACCCAAAACCUGUUAAAGAAAUAGCAAAGCCAGCAAUGCUAAGUACUACACCAAUUCCAGCAACUGUUACUACAGAGACGCAGUUAAAAAGUGGUCAGCAUUCUCAACCUGCUCCAGUGAAAUUCAUUUUUCAAGAAAAUCUACAGCCUUCUACUUCAGCUCUUAUUCCUGUUAAAUCUUCAAAUAAUGUGGCUUCAAAGAUUUUAAAAACUUUUGUAGAUAGGAAAAAUUUAUGUGAUACCAUAAAUAUGCCACCAUUGAAAGCCACCAAUUCUAGUGCACCACAGUCCAUAAGUGUGCCUAUUAAAGAUAAUGCUUUGGUCAUGUUUAAUGGGAAGGUGUAUCUGUUGGCUAAAAAGGGUGCAGAUGUUCUGCUAUCACAAAGUGACCAACAGAAUUCUGUUUCUCCUGAUACUCCACUAAGAAAAGAUGCAUCACAGUUAGUGAAUUCAAGUACAGUCACAGAAAUAUCCAGAGAGGUUGUGAAUAUCGUUUUGGCUAAAAGUAAAUCUUGCCAGAUGGAGACAAAAUCACUUUCAAAUAGCCACCUUGCUUCUAUGGCCAAUAUAAUGGCAGAGAAGAAUAAAAAUGUGGAGAAACCAUCUCUAUCUACCACAGAGCCAUAUAGUAUGAAUCAAUCCAAUAACUACCUUAAUCAGAGUAAGACUGUAUUUACAGAGCCAGUCUUUGCACAUGGAUUUAGUACAGGACAAAAUGCCCCCAGAAAAGAAAAUGCCAUCCAGAGCAUAGAGAAAAUAAGUUCCUCUGUUGACGCAACAACUGUUACUUCACAACAGUGUGUUUUCAGAGACCAAGAACUAAAGAUCCAGAAUGAGAUGGCAUCGAUAGUAGAAAAGGAUACUCAAGAAAGAAAUGAAAAGAAAGAUUCUCAAGGAAGAAGUAAUAAGGCAUCAUAUCUGAAGAGUGAUGCUGAAUUUAGAAAGAUAUUUGGUAUCACCAAAGAUUUAAGAGUAUGUCUCAGUCCAGUUGUUGAUUAUUUGGAUUCUGGAGAAAGUUCUGUUUCCUUUAGCAGUUCAGUGAACAGUAGUACUUUAAAGGAGACAGACCUUAUGGUGAAAGAAGAAGAAAGAAAUCAGAAUCUUGAUAAGAAAAGAAAAUCGAAAACCCCUAAGAAGAUGGAUUACACAAAGAGAAGAAAAACUAAGAACUCUGGAAACACAGCCAUAAAUGGGGGAGCAAAUGCCACCAGUUCCCAAUUUCUUAGCAGUGUUUUACCUACUUCAGAUGUAUUGCAGCAUGACAUUGUCACAAGUCACAGCAAAACUAGAGAAGACAAAAGAACUGAGACAGAACAUUGCACCAGUGAGAAACAGGAGGAGCAAGUUGUGCUGAGUUCUAAUGUAGUUUUUGAGCAAGGUCAUUCCUUUAGUAAAAAUUACACUGAAGAUAUGUUCCCAACAACACCACCAGAGUUAGAAGAAACCAUUCGAGAAGAAAAAAUAAGAAGACUUAAGCAGGUGCUGAGAGAGAAAGAAGCAGCUCUUGAGGAAAUGCGUAAGAAAAUGCACCAAAAAUAAAGUGUCCUAUCCUUAAAGA
This is a messenger RNA of Ochotona princeps (American pika), 2674 nucleotides long. It is a transcript of the gene LRIF1, whose product is annotated as ligand dependent nuclear receptor interacting factor 1. The record is from RefSeq and is a predicted model, not a curated record. Gene Ontology annotation, molecular function: nuclear retinoic acid receptor binding. NCBI's taxonomy places the organism in Eukaryota, Metazoa, Chordata, Mammalia, Lagomorpha, Ochotonidae. Bases 373 to 2655 code for a protein of 760 amino acids. The transcript has 4 exons. Gene Ontology annotation, biological process: regulation of DNA-templated transcription.